UUCAUACAUGUUAAUUUGCCAUAUGUCUUUUAAUCUGACCAAUCAGAAACUUCUGGAAUGAUUCACGAAGCUUGGUAGUGAUGUCACUAUAAAACCCCAAUAGACCGUGAACUGAGUAGUCUUUGAGGAAAUAUAUCAGAUGAAGAUGAAGAUGAAGACUUUGGAGGCGAUUAUCUGGGUCGUCUUCACGACGUGGACCAUACACAGUUCAGUAGGGUUUCAUACCGCAGACAAUGUAAUACCUUUACCUUCGGAGGAAUAUGUGUACAAGUGCCCGGUGCCAGGUGUCUUGGUCGCUACUGACGACUUGACGCCAUUCGCUGAAAUCGGAGUGGGCAAAAUCAUUACAAGCGAACAGAGCGGUGGUGUUUGCCACAAGGUGGUCAGAAUGAAAGUCGACGGUGCCGUCAAGCUACUUGCGACACAAGAAGUUACAGGUAAUGAGUUAUUCACCGACGUGCAGGAUAACGACGUCCUCGAUGUGGUAGAGGUGAUUCCCAGUCUGAAAGCAAUCGAACACGAACCCGAACCUUGCCUUUACCACACUCUUAUGAAUUACAAUCCUAACAUGCAACCGGUCAGCCUGAACGGGUUUGACUACAACGUUUAUUCCUACAACGAAGCAGACCCGAGCUACGAUCCAAACCUGCCGGGUGGGACUCCGCCGAGUGAAUUUGCUCACGUGCUCAUCUUAAGCAACGUUACAGUGCACAAACUACAAGAUAUUUCUAUAAGGAAGUGCGUCGGACAUAAGUAUGAUAUAGAGCACAGGGAAGAAGUGGAUUCUCAUUAUGCAGUAAUGAGGGUAGAAGAGGCCCCUUCCGUGAAACCAGGAGAUAUUAUAGUUAGCAACGACUGUGAAGGAUUUGUGGAAACUGUCAGCAGCGUGCAGAGUGGGGACAGAAGUUCGUACAUUCGAUCGGACUUGACUCACUGUGAAAUAUUUGAAAACGGGGACACUGCAUUGGACAUUAAAAGUUGGACUCGGAGCCCCAAUAUCACGUCCUGCGCAGGCGGAAAUGGAGAACCCGGUAUAAUGAUAAUGGAUGGACCAAUCAGCGGAUUACAGAAUGAUGACGUCAUCGUCGGAAGGAGAUGCAGGCCAAUCGUUGGUGAGGUGCUGCGAAAUGUCACGAACGGAGACUAUGUGCUGAUCGAGUAUGCUGCCGUCGUUGUCAUCGACGUGAGCUCUCACCAAGUACGAGUGGUCAGCGAACACCAACACUUUGAAACCCACAGGAGGAUAAGACAAUUGGACCAUACCGGGACAAACAUCUUCCCGACGUCGAUGUCAGUGACAGUGGCACAGUCUACGUCCAAUUGCAGCGUCUUCAGUGCAUCGGCGAGCGUGAACUUUCUAACCCAGCUACGUAUGAGCCUCUUUCUGAAUACCUCUUCGCCGUAUAUAGAUGGCGCUGAUUUUAACAUUUCCACAACUGUGAAUUACGCUGUCAAUUUUCGUACGGAUUUCAAUUGCAGUGAUAAUCGGACUGUUACCAUACCAACAGGACCCCCUAUAUUACGCUUCAAUCUUGCGCUGUGUGCGUACAGCUUUGGUUUUCCAAUGCGUAUAGUUUGCCUCCCAAUGGCUGUGUACGCCACGAUAAGUGGAGAAUUCACCAUCAAUACACAGGGAAGCGGGUUCGUAACAUAUCAUCUGCAGCGCACUGGCAAUGUGCAAUUCAGCGCCUCUUGGAAAGAGAGCGAAGGAACCUCACACACGCCACCUGUCUACCACAUGUCGUCUUCGGCACCAACGUAUGAUGGGACCCUCAUUGCAGGCGGAACCCGGUCUUUCACUGAAUUACGACUCAAUACGGGGUUGUUUUUGAGCUAUCCACCACAGGAUUGGAAUACCACGUUCGCUUACUUUUUGGGAGGAGCAGAACUGACGGCAACCAUUGUUAGAGAAUUGAUAGAGGAUCUGAAUCUUCCCGUAGAAUCAGCACCCAUUUUGCAAAUUUCCUUGGAGACGCCUGUCAGGGCCAAAGUUGAUGUCCUUUCCUGCCCGGACCCUGGACAGUGUAAUAACGACACGGACAACGUGAAGGUGUCUGUGAACGCGGAACACCCGGCAGAGGUUGUAGGGACGCUCCAGCCGUACGACUUGCCGACGAGAUUCUUCCGAGAGGCUGGCCAGGGCUUCACUGGAUACAAAUGUUUUAUAACGUCACUGAGACCCAAUUGUUCUAGUGGCGGAGGAGAUGAGAGAGGUGACCCACACGGGGAUUCCUUGGACCACAAGCCAUUCAGUUACGGCGAUGCCGGCCUGUUCCUGUUAAGCAGAGUGGCUGAACCUUAUCGGGGUGACGUAGAGACGUUAUUCAAGAUUGUCAGUAAAGCAGUAGCUGCAAGAGGAACAUCAUUCGUGGAAGCUGGGCUAAUGUUUAUAUACGGGAAGAAAAUCAUGGUUUCGAACACUGGCACUGCGCAGGUCGACGAUCAAGAGGUGACACUUCCUUAUGAAGAAAAUGGAAUUUCUAUCAAAUUAGUAAACAAGUAUUACCACCGCCGCGGAAAGCAAGGGAAAACUGUCAACGAGCGAGCCAUUUCCAUUCAAACUGCUGCGAAAAUUAACCUUAUAGUCAGUCUUAAGAGGCACUACCUCGGUCUGACCUUACCCGGACAUUACCGAGGUAAAGUGGAAGGGUUAUUUGGGAACUUCGACGGUGAUCCGACCAAUGAUGAAAGAACGUGUGACGGGAGAGACCUCAGCCACGAAAUACUUCCCAAGGCUGAAAAAUGGAAGUUAAUGGCGGAAUCUUGCUUAGUGGACGAGGACGGGGAAUUGAUAAACGAGGCUCAAAGAAGAAAAAGAAGAAAGAGAGAAGACAAAUUCUAGACGAGAAACAACGUGUGCUGACAGAGACGGACAUCACUUGAAGAUUCCCGCGACACACCACACACGAAAAUGUUGUGCUCACAUAUAUACACUGACAGACAGUCAUUAUCGAUUUACAACUGAAUUCAAUACACUCCUUAACCCUGUGUACAAUAUUGCAACUUUUUUUACCUUUCUUUUUAGCGCUCGGCAAUCACACAAUGCCACGCAUUUGGAGGUCAACCACUGGAGAACCAUUCAAUGCAGUGUCACACCAAGCACAAUACGAUGUCACACCUAACACAAUUCGAUGUGUCACCCAACACAAUGCUCUGUCACACCUAACACAAUGUAAUGUCAAACCUAACACAAUGACACAAUUCCUGAAUUGUUUGACUUAACACACAGUCACAUCGAAGACGCCAUGCAAUUCACAAAGCGACUAAAUUUGACACCUGACGAGACACUUGACAAUCAAAACACUGUCACCCAAAACACACGUGCUGUCUCAAUCACAACGCUAUUCAACAUGACACACGGACACGUUGUAGACUUUCUCAAGCAGCGGGAAGAUGAAUAGGACGAAACAGCCUUUCUUGCUCGUUUAAUUCUAAUCGUUUUAACCCACUUCUGCGAUCUGCAACUUAAGGGAUUAGAUGUAUUAGUUAAUUUGUAUAGAUUUUAACACGCUUUUAAAAGAAUGGUUAAAAGUAUUAUUAAUGUAUACUGUAUGCACGGCUAAAAAAAUAUUCCAAAGUCCUAUUUGCAUGUCCACCUACCCUGCAAAAAGAUAGGUAUUCUAUAUAUCAGAACAUCUUUUGCCCUUAUGCUACACUUCCUUUGCCAAAAUGUGGAAGGAUUAUAUGCAUGACAUGGGUGUAUGGGUAUUAUUCCAUUCUUGUGCCAUCCCUUCUUAACAUACCUAGUAUACGUGGAGGGUUAUUGUAUAUUUGCAUGUACAUGUUCCAGCGCAUCUUGUAUGGGCAUUUGUACAAUUGUAUUUUUCAGGUUACAGGUGGAGGGAUAAAACCAACCACACACAAAACUCUUCCGGUCAUACUUUUAACAUUUUACGGUCUAGGCGUGGCUACGGGAUCCGAUUCACUGCUAGCAGCAUAACCAGUAUACCGUAUAAUUCCACAUCCACACGGCUUACAUCCUUUUAUUCCAGCACCCAAAAGGUGACAGCACAUCAUAUUUGGUAGAGCUACACGUGUGUUACAGGUUGAAAAUUAUUGAAUAUUUUAUCAUUUUCUGACUUCAAAAUUAGUCAAAUGUGAUUAACAGAGGACACCUCGUUUGUUUAAAAAUGGGCAAAGUUACUUUUGUCCAUGGUUUACCACAUUGCCAUUUGGUGGGAGAGGGAGCACAGGUAAAACAGGGAUUAACUUCGGUAUAUGUUAUAGGAGGAGUCGGUUUGAUUUGGCGCUGAAGAAAGAAAACGAUUACAUGUCCAGUAUUACAAAUGUGUGGGAUACAGUUUUCAUUACCAUUUGGUUAGCGUUAACCGUUCAUGUAGGAACGCCGCCAUUGGGAACGCAAGCACACAGCUGCUGUCGAACCAAUGUAUUGCCAUGAACAGCCCGUGGCGCAGAUAAUGCUACUGAAUCACCAUGAAUAAUGAAAUGAUCAAAAGGAAUUUAAAAAAUACCAGUGCAAGGAGCCGAAUCAAAAAUCAUGGACCUAUAUGAUCUGAAAUGACCCAGAUUUUAGGGAAACGGCACCAAAAAUUAAAAAAGAUUACAGCGCAAUAUGAACAUGCCACGGACGAUAAUUUACAAUAUGACACAGCACUGAUUUAAAAAGGAAGAAAUAGAAUCUGAGCCUUUAUCUGACAAUGAAUCUGUUUGACGUUGUAACGAAGUGUGACUUAACUUUUUGUGAUACUCCAUGGCGAACUGAUAUCGCACUGCAAUGACAAUAUUCAACUAAUAGUACCAAUGACAAUAAAUUAACAAUGUGUAACGUCAUAUAAGAAAAACUGUGGGAAUGCGUACUUUAAUGAUGUUUAUGGGAUAAUUGACAAAGUAAACGGAAAAUACGAAUCGCAACGUUUGUUUGUAUUUCGAUUACUACAAAGUUAAUUUAAAAGGAGUUAAAAAACGGAAAGAAUUGUUGAAUUUUAGUUCUUUGCUUGGGACACAGGGCAAUAAAUGAU
Lingula anatina is the source of this 4979-nucleotide messenger RNA. RefSeq lists its product as uncharacterized. The record is from RefSeq and is a predicted model, not a curated record. NCBI's taxonomy places the organism in Eukaryota, Metazoa, Brachiopoda, Lingulata, Lingulida, Lingulidae.